Messenger RNA from Nematolebias whitei (Rio pearlfish), 2267 nucleotides. RefSeq names its product relaxin family peptide receptor 2a (gene rxfp2a). Gene Ontology annotation, molecular function: protein binding; G protein-coupled receptor activity. NCBI's taxonomy places the organism in Eukaryota, Metazoa, Chordata, Actinopteri, Cyprinodontiformes, Rivulidae. Gene Ontology annotation, cellular component: membrane. The transcript is spliced from 20 exons. Gene Ontology annotation, biological process: G protein-coupled receptor signaling pathway. Bases 3 to 2267 code for a protein of 754 amino acids. The record is from RefSeq and is a predicted model, not a curated record.
CGAUGAAGGCAGGGAAACUUCAGAGCCUCGGAAUGAUGGACGUACCUGUCUUCAUUUUGCUCAUCCACCUGACUCAAACCCACAUAAAAGCCCUGGUGACCAGUGCAGUGGAGGAAGAGGUUCGCUGCCCCCUCGGCCAAUUCCCGUGUGGUAACAUAAGUGAAUGCCUUCCUCAAAAUUUGCAGUGUGACGGACGCACAGAUUGUCCCAAUGGAGCUGAUGAGUUGCUCUGUGGUGACAACUUCGGAAUGGCAGACUUUGUCGGCAAAACAAUUCAGAACAAAACUGUGACAAGCAACACCUCCUCUGGGUGCUUCUUGCAGAAGUUUCCAGCUGGUUGUAGCUGUAUACAAACAGAUGUUACGUGCGUGAAGGUCAACCUUACAGAAGUUCCUCUCCUUUCUCCAAAUGUUACCUGGUUGUCGCUGAAGAGCAACAAGAUCCAGGUUUUGCCUGACUUUGUGUUCUCGGAGUAUUCUGCGCUAGAGAAACUGUUUCUCCAGAACAACAGCCUCCAGUUCAUCUCUAAACAUGCCUUCAGUGGUCUGUUCAGUUUGAAAAAGUUGUUUCUCAGUGAAAAUGUAAUAGUCUCCCUUAGUUCUGGUGUGUUCCGGGAUCUGAAACAGUUAGAGUGGCUGAUGUUGGAUCAUAAUCCACUCAACAGCUUAUCCCAUGAGACCUUUCUUGGGCUCCAUUCCCUCGUGUUUCUGUCCAUGGUGCACACCUCGCUGCUGCAGCUCCAUCCAAGCUUCUGUCAACACAUGCCUGCCUUGCACUUGCUGGAUGUUGGUGGAAACCAGAUUCAAACUCUCAACUACUCUAUCUUAAAGACAUGCAGCAAGCUUGAAGUCCUAGUACUGGAGGACAACAUGAUCAGAGAGGUUCCUGAGAGCACUUUCCAGUCUCUGUGGAAGCUGGCUGAUCUGAAUCUGUCCAGCAACAGGAUCAAGAAGCUGCCAAAGAACACAUUUAGGAGCCUUUCCAAAACCCUUGUGAAAUUAAAUAUAUCGUACAAUCCUCUUCAAAUUCAUCCGAGCCACGUCAGCCACCUGACACGUCUUCAGUCUCUGUCUGUGGAAGGUAUUGAAAUCCCAGAUAUUCAGACAAAGAUGUUUCAUCAGAUGAAGAACCUCUCCCACAUCUACUUUAAGAAGUUCCAGUACUGCUCCUACGCACCUCAUGUCAGGUCCUGCAAGCCCAACACAGAUGGCAUCUCAUCCUUCGAGGACCUUCUGGCGAACAUGGUGCUGCGGGUGUCUGUGUGGGUCAUGGCCUUCUUCACUUGCUUUGGAAACCUUUUAGUCAUCGGCAUGAGAUCACUGAUUCGUGCGGAGAACAACCUGCAUGCUGCCUGUAUCAAAGUCCUUUGCUGUGCAGACUGCCUCAUGGGUGUGUACCUGUUCUUUGUCGGGGUGUACGAUGUGAAGUUCCGCGGGCAGUACAAUCAAAACGCCCUGAUCUGGAUGGAGAGCGUGGAAUGUCGCACCAUUGGAUUUCUGGCCAUGCUCUCUUCUGAGGUGUCUGUUCUCCUCUUGACAUAUCUGACCCUAGAGAAGUUCCUGGUCAUUGUCUUCCCCUUCAGCAACCUCCGCCCAGGCAAGCUUCAGACAGGAGUGAUCCUGUCUUCUCUGUGGCUGAUGGGGUUCAUCAUUGCCGCCGUGCCGCUCAUGAACGAGGACAUCUUUGGGAAUUACUACGGGCGCAACGGGGUCUGCUUCCCCUUGCACUCUGACAGGGGAGAAAAACCUACUGCCAAAGGGUACUCCACAGGAAUCUUUCUGGGUCUAAACCUGGUGGCGUUCCUGGUGAUCGUCAUCUCCUACUCCAGCAUGUUCUUCUCCAUCUAUAAAACUGGAAUCAACGCCACAGACGUGAGGAGCAGACUGCACAGAGAUGUGGCGGUGGCCAACAGGUUUUUCUUCAUCGUGUUCUCUGACGCCCUCUGCUGGAUCCCUAUAUUCUUAGUAAAAGUUCUCUCCCUUCUGGAAGUGGAAAUACCUGUCACAAUCUCCAGCUGGGUUGUCAUUUUCAUCCUUCCGAUCAACAGUGCCUUGAACCCCAUCCUGUACACGCUCACCACCAGCUUCUUCAGAGAGCAGGUGGAGGUUUUACUCUGCCGCUGGCAGAGGAGACACACCUUGAAGAAAGACCGUAAAAGCCUCACCUCCUCCACGAUCUUUAUGGAGACGACACGAGCGCCUUACUGCCAGGCGCCAGCCUACCUCCAGCAGUUGUCUCUGAUUGAUGCAGACCCUCGAUACGCCUGA